Messenger RNA from Theileria annulata, 819 nucleotides. Its product is annotated as Tpr-related protein family member, putative. The transcript has a single exon. Lineage: Eukaryota; Apicomplexa; Aconoidasida; Piroplasmida; Theileriidae. The coding region runs from base 1 to 819 and encodes 272 amino acids. The record is from RefSeq and is a predicted model, not a curated record.
AUGCUUAACGUCACUAAGGCCAAUCAACUUAAUGCCCAAGCUUCCGGUAUGCUAAUUGAUGCCGGAACACUAUAUACUCAAGCCAACUUACUAGCCGGUAAAGCUAAGGGUCAAACUGCUCUAGAUGAUGAGGCACUUAAACAAAAAGCUGGUGAAACUCCUAAUGAUGGACUCCGUGGACUGGCCAAAACCCUCUAUGAUAGUGCCAAAGCACUUCAAGAUGCAGUUAGUGCUGGUGCUGGUGAUGGUGAUGAAAAGGCUGCCGAAAAUCUUGCCACUGCUGUCGGUCAAACUGAAUCCACAGGAAUUCGAAAUGCACUCAAACUACUUGCUGAAGAACAAACUACUUCUCAACUAUCUAAGAAGGCCCAGGAUGUUAGAGAUGCAUACGAAAAAGGCACUAAUGGCGUAAAACCUAAAUUCGAAGCAGUUAAGGGUAAAAAAGAAACAUAUAAAAGUGCUGGUAAAGAAUCCGAGUAUCAAGCAGUUGUUGAGGCCUGGGAAGCUUUCAAUGCUCUAUAUGAUGCUGAUCUCAAAAAACUUGCCAAAGAACUAAAUGGAGCAGCCAAUACACUCAGUGGUAGUCCGACUGUUACUACUGCCCAAAACUUCAAAGAAGAAUAUGACGCAUUCAAACUCAAAGGCAAAUCCACCAUCACCAUCACCGGCGUCGGCAACAGCGACAAAAAAAACAUCACCAUUACCAAUCUACCUAACAUCAACGACACAUUUAAACCUAGACAAAUCAAGUUUUGGGUUAUCAUAUUUCCAUCAAUCGUUAGUCAGUGGUUAAACUUAAUCACAUAUGUAAUACUAUAG